Molecule: messenger RNA, 6457 nt
Organism: Poeciliopsis prolifica (blackstripe livebearer)
Lineage: Eukaryota; Metazoa; Chordata; Actinopteri; Cyprinodontiformes; Poeciliidae
Gene: ankfy1
Product: ankyrin repeat and FYVE domain containing 1
Exons: 25
Coding region: 1381-4881 (1166 amino acids)
Molecular function (GO): metal ion binding; protein binding
Source: RefSeq, a predicted model, not a curated record
UCUUUUGUCACCAUGCUGGAUGAGGGCUGAGAUUAUUGAUUAGGAAUUGACAUUAUUCUACUGAAGCUAACAUGACGCUACCGUCACUGUGGUUAACUCCUGGUACAAGCACAGCUUUAGUUUGAUGUUUGUUUUUUGCCUAUCUGAACACAAUUGGAUUGAAGAAUGAAAUUCAAUCUAAUUGAAUCAGCUUGCACUCACUCUAAAAGGUAAUUGCAGUUGGGAAUUGGGAACAUUAAGUAACCACUUGUGUUCAUGGAUAUUUUUUUCACCUUGUUUUUUUGUAACAAAAAAACCCAAAAAGUGGCAGAAAACCAGCUGAACGUUCUGUGUAAAUCAGACUUGAUGUCGGAAUUGUUCAAAUCUUUUCAGAUCAAGUGGUAGAACAAAUCCUGGAGUCUUGAAAGCCAGAAGAUCACGGUUUCUACAUCUUGCACCUUUUGCUAAUGAAAACCAGCAUUCUGCAGCAAUGAUUUUCCCACCCUCCCAAAGCAGUUGGUGACAUAAGAGUGUAGGGGUUUCAGAUACUUCCUUUUGGAAAAAAAAAAAAAAAGCUUUGAUGUGCUUUGUUCAGCAGACAAAUACCUUCACCAUCAUCAAACCUGCUUCGGCUGAAUGGACCGAGGACAGUGGUUAAAGUUUCAGUGUCCAGCUCUAUAAUUCCUGUAAUUCUAUAUCCCAAUAAUAUCACAGAUGGUUGCAAUAUGUGAUUUGUGGUCUGGGAACAUUCAGCACGAUUUGCCUCACUGUCCAGUGAAUAACCUUAAAGGAUUUUAAGAUUUCCCAUUAUUUCAAAUCACUUUUUUUUUUGGUUUUGUUUCAUCCAUAUAUCCAUAUGCACAAAAUUCACUGGAUUGGGCAAUGUUAUUUUGUCUUUAAGACAGCACAUGACUUUUGCCUUUUAAAUGUUUAGUUGAGACUACCAUAUCAUAAGUGGUUUUGCUUUGCCGUUAGCAAGCCCAAGGCCAACUAAGCCAUGCUUAUGAACGCAAUUGUCUGAUUUAUUUUUAAAGAAUGUGAAGUGAUUCACAUGUGUGAUGCAGUAAAUUUUAAGUGACGGCUUGCAAGUACACACCUGCCGGCAUUAAGUGCUUGACAAUCAAAGUUUCUGCCAUUUUAAAACUGUUUUAUUAGCCUCAAAUCAAAGUCUGCCUGUGGCCCGAAACAGUCUAGGGUUGGAAAAGUAAUUUAUUUGUAUUUUUUUGUAGCUAUUUUACUAUCUUGACCGACGUACAUGUUUCCUAAAAGUAUCAUGUGACCACCCUUCCAUCUGCUAACGAGCUUUUGUGAAGCACUUAAACGCACCAUCGCCGCCCACUGCGAGCCUCCUCAUCAUAUCGCGAGAGACACCAUCAGUCCGCGGAGCUAACGCAGAGCAACAUGGCGGAAGAGGAGGUGGGGAAGCUGCAAAAGCACCUGGCCUUGCUGAGGCAGGAGUACGUGAAGAUGCAGCAGAAGCUGGCCGAAACCGAGAGGCGCUGCGCCGUGCUCGCUGCACAGACUUCCGGCCAGGCCUCUCCCAGCCCUGCAAGUGCUGACACCUUCAUCAGCCGCCUGCUGGAAUUUGUGGCCAACCUCUACCAACAGGAACACUACAGUGAUCUGAAAGUGAAAGUUGCGGGCGAUCAAUACUGUGCCCAUAAGUUUGUGCUGGCCGCUCGCAGCGAUGCCUGGAGUCUGGCCAACCUGGCAUCCACCGCUGAACUGGACCUUACUGAUUGCAAAGCUGAGGUAGCCAUGGCGAUGCUGCGUUGGGUGUACACAGACGAGUUGGAGCUCAGUGAGGAUGACGCUUUUCUGAUUGACCUGAUGAAGCUGGCCAACCGGUUCCAGCUUUACCUGCUCAGAGAGCGGUGUGAAAAAGGUGUGAUGUCAUCCGUAAACGUGAGGAACUGCAUUCGCUUCUACCAAACAGCUGAGGAGCUAAACGCCAGCACCCUGAUGAACUACUGCGGCGAGAUCAUAGCCAGCCACUGGGAUGAUCUGCGGAAAGAAGAUUUCAGUACCAUGAGUGCCCAACUUUUGUACAAGAUGAUCAAAUCGAAAACGGAGUACCCUCUCCACAAAGCCAUCAAAGUCGAGCGGGAAGACGUGGUGUUUUUGUAUCUCAUAGAGAUGGAUUCGCAGUUACCGGGGAAACUGAAUGAACUGGACAACAACGGGGACCUCGCUCUGGACCUGGCGCUCUCCAGAAAGCUGGAGGGGAUCGCCACGACUCUGGUGAACAACAAAGCUGACGUGGACAUGGUGGAUCAGAGCGGCUGGAGCCUCCUUCAUAAGGCCAUCCAGAGAGGGGACGAAUUUGCUUCCAUCUUCCUGAUCCGCCACUCGGCUCAGGUGAACGCAGCCACAGUGGGGGCAGUGGAAACCCCUCUCCAUCUGGUCUGCUCCUUCAGCCCCAAGAAACACACGGCCGAGGUGAUGAGCAGCAUGGCCCGAAUCGCAGAGGCUCUGCUCAAAGCCGGAGCUAACCCCAACAUGCAGAACAGCAAAGGCAGAACGCCGCUGCACGAAGCCGUGGCGUCGGGGAACGAGGCCGUGUUCAAUCAGCUGCUACAGUGCAAACAACUCGACCUGGAGCUGAAGGACCAUGAAGGCAGCACAGCUCUGUGGUUGGCCCUGCAGCACAUCACCAUGUCGUCAGACCUCUCUGUGAAUCCGUUCCAGGACGAUGCCCCGGUCGUUAACGGGACGUCGUUUGAAGAGAAUGGCGUUGCUGCUCAGCUCAUCAAGAGAGGAAGCAAUCCAGAUGCACCAGACAACGCCACAGGAAACUGCCUCCUGCAGAGAGCAGCUCAGGCAGGCAACGAGGCGGCGGCGCUUUUCCUGGCAACUCACGGGGCAAAAGUCAACCACUUAAAUAAAUCGGGUGAGAGCCCGCUUCACACAGCGUGUCGCUGCGGCCUGGCCAGCCUGACCGCCGAGCUGCUCCAGCAGGGCGCCAACCCCAACAUGCAGACCCAGAAGCCCCUGCCUGAGGAAACCAACGGCGUGGCUCUGCAGACGCCGCUCCACAUGGCCAUAGCUCACAACCACCCAGAUGUCGUUUCUGUCAUCUUGGAACAAAAAGCCAACGCACUUCACGCCACCAACAACUUGCAGAUCAUUCCAGACUUCAGUCUCAAAGACUCCAUGGACCAGACAGUCCUGGGUUUGGCCCUCUGGACAGGUAUGCACACUAUUGCGGCCCAGCUGCUGGGCUCCGGGGCUUCUAUCAAUGACACUAUGUCCAACGGACAAACCCUGCUUCACAUGGCUAUCCAAAGACAAGACAGCAAGAGCGCCCUCUUUCUUCUGGAACAUCAGGCUGACAUCAACGUUAGGACGCAGGAGGGAGAAACGGCGCUACAGCUGGCCAUCAGUAACCAGCUGCCUCUAGUGGUGGACGCCAUUUGCACAAGAGGAGCUGAUAUGUCUGUUACAAACGAAAAGGGGGAUCCUCCGUUAUGGCUGGCUCUUGAGAAUGGCCUGGAAGAUAUCGCGUCCACGCUGGUGCGUCAUGGGUGCGAUGCCACAUGUUGGAGCGCGGGGCCCUCUGGCUGCCUGCAGACCCUCCUGCACAGAGCUGUGGAUGAGAACAACGAGGUCUCCGCCUGCUUUCUCAUCCGCAGCGGCUGUGACGUGAACAGCCCGAGGCGUCCUGGACCUAAUGGGGAAGGAGAUGAAGAAGCCCGAGACGGACAAUCACCCCUCCACUUGGCGAGCAGCUGGGGUCUGGAGGACGUGGUGCAGUGCCUUUUAGAGUUUGGAGCGAAUGUCAAUGCACAAGAUUCAGAGGGCAGAGCUCCCAUCCACGCUGCUAUCAGCAACCAGCACAACGUCAUUAUCCAGCUCCUUAUUUCCCAUCCGGAGAUCCGGCUCAACCUCCGGGAUCGCCAAGGAAUGACACCAUUCGCCUGCGCCAUGACGCACAAGAACAACAAGGCAGCGGAGGCCAUCCUAAAGAGGGAGCCCGGUGCUGCAGAACAGGUGGACAACAAAGGAAGGAAUUUCCUCCAUUUGGCCGUUCAAAACUCGGACAUCGAAAGUGUCCUGUUCCUCAUCAGCGUUCAGGCUAACGUAAACUCCAGAGUUCAGGAUGCUGCAAAACUCACCCCUCUCCACCUGGCUGUGCAGGCUGGUUCUGAGAUCAUUGUUCGCAACCUGCUGCUUGCCGGAGCCAAAGUGAACGAGCUAACCAAACACAGGCAGACGGCGCUACAUCUGGCUGCCCAGCAGGACCAGGCCACUAUCUGUUCUGUGUUGUUGGAGAACGGCAUAGAUUUUGCUGCUGAGGAUGAAAAUGGCAACAAUGCUCUGCAUCUGGCUGUGAUGCAGGGCCGCCUUAACAAUGUCAGAACCCUUCUGACGGAGUCCAACAUCGAUGCUGAGGCCUUCAAUCUCAGGGGUCAGUCGCCAAUGCAUGUACUGGGGCAUUACGGUAAAGAGAACGCGGCAGCCAUCUUUGAGUUAUUCCUGGAGUGUAUGCCGGAAUACCCUCUUGACAAGCCAGACGGCGAAGGGAACACCGUUCUGCUUCUGGCCUACAUGAAAGGGAACGCCAACCUGUGCCGAGCCAUCGUGAGGGCUGGGGCUCGACUGGGCGUCACAAAUAAUCAGGGCACUAAUAUUUUCAACUACCAAGUUGCAACCAAACAGCUGCUCUUCCGCCUUCUAGAUAUGCUGUCCAAAGAGCCCCCUUGGUGUGAUGGGUCCAACUGCUAUGAAUGUACCGCGAAGUUUGGUGUAACGACACGGAAACAUCACUGCCGCCAUUGUGGGCGCCUGCUGUGCCACAAGUGCUCUAUAAAGGAGAUACCGAUCAUCAAGUUCGACUUGAACAAGCCGGUGAGAGUGUGCGACAUCUGCUUUGACGUACUGACCCUGGGCGGGGUAUCGUAAUGCCGCGACUCGACGCCGCUAUUCAGGAACGCCACGAGGAAGGGCCACAACGAGCAGCGGACACCAAGGACCAUCGUCUUUAUACUACUCCAGUCUAUGGAAAACUAUUAAUCUUCUAGAGAGACAUCUCAAAUAGAAACUUCGUCUUUUUGUUGGUUUGAAUCAAGUGUCUGAAAGCAGCUCGACGACGGCUUGGACGGAGUUUCUUUCUUUCUCGAUGCCCGAGGUUUGCGGCGAUUGGCUCCUACAGUCGCUGGCGUGAGGCUGUUGUGAUACGUCAAUCCGGUGAUAACACUUGUAGAAGGGUUUACCUUUCCUCUGUUGGGUUGUUUUACCAUCCACGGGACUCUCCCAAAGCAGAAAAAUGCAGUGCGACAAAUUGAUUCAUUUCUAACAGUUUUGAUUAUUCAUGUUUGCAAUCUGUUAUCAUUCACCCUCAGUUGAUUUGUUUUUUUUUUCUUGUGAGGUAACUGAUCGAAAUGAGUAAAACUAAUCAUGUUAAGAUGACAACAACAAAUCCUGUCAAGUCGGCAGAUGAAAUGGCACAACUUGAAUCUUUUUGUUGUUGUUUUUUUUUUUCUUUUUUCUCCAGUGUAAAUGAAAAUUGAGUGACAUACGACAGAGUAUUAGGGGACACUAAAGAAAAAAUAAAAUGACAAGAAUAAAGUCAUACAACCAGAAUAAAGUUGGACUAUUCACAAUAGAAUAGUCGUAAUAGUAAUGCAAGGAUAAAGUUGUAAUAUUACUAGGGUAAACACGUCAUCAGAUUAUCGGGACACGGCCUGCUCCUGAUGCUAAUCUGAUGCUGAUGUGUUAAUAAAUGAAGUAUUUCCUUAUUUGUACAACCAAUGCCAAAGUAUCACUUCACCAGAUGCUCAACAUUCUUCAUCUGCAGCUAUAAGGCUGCCUUUUUUUUUGUGUCUAAGUUCUUGAAUCACAACUUUAUUCUUGCAAUAUUGUGACUUUAUUCUCGUUUUCCCUCCUCUUUCUUUUUCCUAGCCUUGCCCUAAAACUCCUUCAUAAUAAAGACCAAGAAUCUUUAUUAUGAAGAUUCUCUUACCGCCCACGCUUCUCGUGUCAUUUGUAGCCUUCAUACAUCAGUCAUAUCACGAAUCAUGUUCCGAAAUGGCUCACCAGAUAACAUUCCUUCUGAAUUGUUUUGUCCUGCCAUCACUGAUAUCUUUUUGAUGUUUAACGCUCUUAAUUUUCUCAGCCUAACAGGUGCACUUUAUCAGAAACACAAGACAUUUCAGAUCAUCGGGGAGAAUGUGGACUAAGUAGGGGGUCGGCCAAGUGGAGCGGCCUCUUUAAGUAUUGUUAAAUUGUACAGAUAAAUGUGUGAUAUUUUUUGACCACUACAACUGUUUUGUACUUUAAAAAUGCAGUUUGUGCUUGUCAUUGUGACAAACCCAAAAAACAAAGAAAAAAUCUUGCCUCUGUUAAUCUUUUAUGCACAUUGUUUAAUCUUUUAUGCACAUUGUAUUGUAUCUGUAUGCUCAGAUAUCUAGCCUGUCUCUUCCUGGUGUAUUCUUCUAGAGAAAGGGAGGACAACUUUACAUAAAGGUCAUCGACAAAC